GUUUUUGUUAAUUUCUAUUCUCAUAUUCUCAACACGGUAUAAUUGUGUGGAUUACUUCACUGACUUUGUUCGACGACUUCAAAAGUUUAAUCUGUUGCAGCAGAAUCGCACUCCAAAGCUGUAGACGAGGAACCAUUGGAAUCUCGCUUCCUAUGAUUUAGGAUACAGUUACCAUGACAACGUUACCCAUCGCCUCCGUCGUCAUUUUCCUUGCUUUCACUCUGCAUGGAACAUCAUCAUGUUCUUGUGUCCCGAUGGAUGAGCCAAUAACUUUCUGUUCCCCGGACUUCGGAAUCCAAGGGACGGUUACGAAAAUCGAAGGCAACUUAACGUUAUUCGAAGAUCUUGUCUACAGUGUGCGGGUACUCGAAGUGUAUCACGAUUCGUCUGAUGCCAUUCAAGUGAGUACGACCAUUGACAUCACGACUCCAGGCCACACUUGCGGGAUCCAUUUCUUGUCAGAGGGCCUGACGUACCUGAUUUCAGGAGUUACCAACAGCGGAUCAUAUGCGAUAAACAAUUGUCAAUCUGUCGUGAUGCCAUACAAUGAUAUCAGAGACUUGAGUAAUGUGGGUAUUCCAUGUUCAGAGUCGCCGACGACAACAACCACGCCGACGACCAUCCCCUCAUCGCCCACCACGAGCCCCACUUCGUUGACGACAACUGCGACAAACACCAUGGCCCCAACAUCAAGAUGUCUUUGCGACGAAGAACCAACUUUCUGCUCUUCAAGCUUUGCUAUCAAAGGAACGGUUGUGAAUAUUCUCGGCAACCGUUCACUGAACGAAGAUCUGCAAUACAAUGUACGGGUACAAGAAGUAUAUCGUAAUUCAACCCAAGCCAUUCGUGUCAAUGAGAUUCUUGAAAUCCAAACUCCCGCCAGCUUAUGCGGUAUCGGUUCUUUAAAGACAGGAUCGUCAUACCUGAUUUCUGGAGGAUCCACGAGUUCGUUCUCGAUUGACAUAUGUACAUCGGUCGUGCAGGAAGUCAACGAUGUCGGUGAGGCGAGUGUCGAUAUCGACCUUCCGUGUUCUGCAUCCGUGUCGACCAUCACGUCGUUCGUCAUCAUCGUCAGUGUCCUUCUUAGUGUAGUUUUUCAUUGGUGAUAAGGACCGUGAGAAAUGAAGACAGCAUAUUGUUGGGUUAUUUGAGACGGUAUGUGUAGGCUGGUUCUAGGACAACUACCCCCUGGACAUCAACCCCCGGAUAACCACCC
This is a messenger RNA of Strongylocentrotus purpuratus (purple sea urchin), 1216 nucleotides long. RefSeq lists its product as uncharacterized. The transcript is spliced from 7 exons. Gene Ontology annotation, cellular component: extracellular matrix. Gene Ontology annotation, biological process: negative regulation of endopeptidase activity; negative regulation of membrane protein ectodomain proteolysis. Gene Ontology annotation, molecular function: metalloendopeptidase inhibitor activity; protease binding. Bases 174 to 1106 code for a protein of 310 amino acids. The record is from RefSeq and is a predicted model, not a curated record. NCBI's taxonomy places the organism in Eukaryota, Metazoa, Echinodermata, Echinoidea, Camarodonta, Strongylocentrotidae.